This is a messenger RNA of Stereum hirsutum FP-91666 SS1, 1905 nucleotides long. RefSeq lists its product as uncharacterized. The transcript has a single exon. Lineage: Eukaryota; Fungi; Basidiomycota; Agaricomycetes; Russulales; Stereaceae. The record is from RefSeq and is a predicted model, not a curated record. Bases 27 to 1610 code for a protein of 527 amino acids.
CGAGCAUAUCGGUCGGCAGCUCUGGCAUGUCUUCCUCGUCAGCGCCAUGCUCGACGUCAUUCACAUUCUCUCGCGCGCCACCGGAGCUCCUCGCGGAGUUCUUCCUCUGGUCUGUUCAAGGUGGCCCCGCAAAACCUCUAAUCAAUGAGGCACCCAUGAAUCUAGCUUCAGUUUCUCGUCAAUGGCGAGCCGUCGCACUUUGCACCCCAGAUCUUUGGACGCACCUCUCCCUGACCGUCGCGCCUGAAAGAAGGACUGAUGAUGGGCUCACGAACUGGUUACCUCUUCUCACGCUAUGGCUAGAUCGGUCACAAUCCCUUCCAUUGUCCUACACCCUUCAGUUUAAAUCGUCUCAGAAUUGGUCAGAGCGCGAUAUGUGGGCUAUUGUCACAGUUUUUCGCCCACUUAUCGAUGCUCUUCUGCUGCAAUCCCAGCGUUGGAAGAACGUCGGAAUUCACACGCCCAACGUCGACUCUCACCCUUCACUUUACCUCGAUAUCAAAGGCCUGAAUCUCCCACACUUAGAAUUCCUCGCUCUUUCCGGCACCGUUGCCGACGAUGUCGAACUCUCCCUCACUUCCGAAACCGCACCACACCUGACCUCCGUCGCCCUCCCCGCCCUCUCUCUUCAAAACUCUUCACUCCCCUGGUCCCAAUUAACAACCCUCUACAUCAAAGACGACAAUCCGAGCCCAUUCCACAUCUACUCUAUCGUCGACGUCCUAUCGCGCUGCUUUCACCUCCAAAAGCUCCACAUCCAGACCCACAUCGAUUUCGGGAAAACUAUUGGCCUCUCCUUCACCAUUCCUCCCCCACUCACACUUCCCUAUCUCUCCCAUCUUCGUCUCGGCGUCGAAAUGGAAAUGAUAAUGGAACGUCUUCUACCCGCACUCGAUUGCCCGGCACUCACCACUCUUUCGUUCUAUGGUUGCCCGAACGCCACUUCCUCUCCUAGCAUCGCAACAUUCGUCGAGCGUCAUUUUCCACAGUAUCGGUCUGCCACGCUCCCACUGGCACCGCAGAGGCCUGAAAUCGAGACCGUCGAAAUAGGGUUCGAAGGGCUUCAUCGCGACCCGACGCUGUUCAUCAGGUUCUGGAGGAUGUUCAGCCCUGGCGUGAAACGCAUAGGGAUGCACCUGGACGAGUCGAACGCUAUGUUUCUCAUGAUGUUAUAUGAGACGUGCAAAGUGAUGUGGCCGAGGGCGGAUGGGUUCGGGCUACGGAUUACGACCUCGGGCCCUGCCUUGGAGGAGGUGGUAUUGUCGAUGGAGGCAGGGUAUAUGUGCCUUCACCCGGAUAUUCUUCCGAAGACGUUGAAUCACCUCACGCUUUUGCUCGACGGUGACAGGUGUGGGUAUGGUCCAGACGGGGGUGCGGCUAUUUACGACGAGGACGAGAGGUCUAACGGGUCGGGGCCGUUCUUCCCUUGUGCGCAACUGAAAAGGAUUCAUGUUCGGAUGAUUGAGAACGAUCAGGCACCGUCACCUAUCAAUGUGUUACUCGUUCUUGAUGUGGUCAAGGAAACCGUUAGGUACAUCCUCAGGGACUUCGUGAGGAGAGGCUUGGAGUUGUCGUUUGAACGCACUGACAAGUGUUGUUUAUUCGCGUGAUUCGGACGGUCAAUGAUGUCUUAAAAACUUGGGCUCCAUGUAUUUCUACUGUAAUUGUUCGGUUUCAGGCUCGUAUGAUUUUCUAGCCCUUCUUGUUAUCUGUAUUCCUGUGUAUGUUUGUAAAAUUCGUGUCGCUCUGUACUUCUUGAUGGGGGUUUCAGCAGUUUUCGGCGUGUUUUCCUUCUCUGUGUACAUCCUUUGUUUUGUGUUGUACUAUAUAGGACUCCUGUGCCCCCGUUGAACCGGUUUUUUUCUCGCUCGGAGGUGUAAGGUCACACCUUCUCAGUCCAGCAUU